Molecule: messenger RNA, 1235 nt
Organism: Bradysia coprophila
Lineage: Eukaryota; Metazoa; Arthropoda; Insecta; Diptera; Sciaridae
Product: aspartate dehydrogenase domain-containing protein-like
Biological process (GO): NAD+ biosynthetic process
Molecular function (GO): L-aspartate dehydrogenase [NAD(P)+] activity; NADP binding
Source: RefSeq, a predicted model, not a curated record
CACAUUGGAGACGACGGUCUUCGUUCAGUAAAAAGUUUUAAAUUGUUUGUUGUCGUUUAGUAAGCAAUCAGAUUAUCAAAUGAUACCAUGGCAACAAGUACCACAAAAUUGCGAGUUGGAAUUCUCGGAUAUGGAGGACUAGGGCAACAUAUUCACAAUAAAAUUCGAGUUCAAGGAGAUAAACUGGGCCUCGAAAUCGCAUUCAUAUGGAAUCGUUCAGCAUCAUCGCUUUCACAAUUACCCCAAGAAUUGAUACUACACCAAAUUGAGAACUUCCGAACACAUCGACCAGAUUUAGUGAUUGAAGUAGCUCAUCCUGAUGUUACGAAACGAUUCGGAGCUGAGAUUCUUUCCUAUUGCGAUUACUUCAUCGGUUCACCAUCUGUAUUGGCUGAUAGAGAACUCGAAACAAAUCUCACCGACGCAAUUCGUGCAUCCAACAAACGUUUAUUCGUUCCGAACGGAGCGUUAUGGGGAACUCAAGAUAUUCGUCGAAUGUCUAAUGCGGGGAAAUUGGAAGCACUGGAAAUCGAGAUGAGAUUUCAUCCACACUCAUUAAAACUCACCGGCAGCUUGGCCGAAGUGAACAAUCAAGUUGAUGCAACAGCAGUUACUUUAUGUGAAGGACCCAUUCGGGAACUAUGUCCACUAGCACCGAACAAUACAAACACAAUGGCAUGUGCAGCAGUAGCCGGCUACUGUCUAGGAUUCGAUAAAGUAAUUGGACGACUUGUGUCGGAUCCCAGUCUGACCGCAUUUCAUGUAAUCGAAGUCAAUGUUUACGGACCAGAGAUUAAUGGGAAUCGUUUUCAUGUAUUGAGUCGAAGACUGAGCCCAGCUAGAGUUGGCAGUGUAACUAGUUCUGCCACUCAAGAUACGUUUUUCAAUAGCAUAAUUCAAUGUCGUUCGUCAAAUGAGACUGGAAUCGUCCUGUGUUGAAGAAGGGAAAGCAAGUCACAAGUGGAUAUUAAGCCUUGACCUAAGCUAAAUUCGUUAGAACUAAUCGAGUUAUUAAAAUUGGUUGAAGUACAUUUUCUCAAAUUUUUUGUUGGCCGUGAAACCUUUGAAGGUGAACAGCUUUAUUUAUAUGAGAGGGCCAGCUGAAGUAAAUUCAUGUCGAAAUUUCACUGACGUUCCCUGUGUUUUCAUUAGAAAAAUAAUUCUCAGCCCUUUAACAACUGAACAAAACGAAUUUGCGCAGAGUUGUCUCGAGACCGACACCGACAUCGGUUAAC